AUGGACUUUGAUCGUUUACAGCAUAUUCUGAAGGAUACGCCGUCUUCAUCAUCUCAAUUGCUACAUGAUUUACCUUCCAACAAACUAAUCAGUGAAUUAGAUUCUACAGAUCACAGUGAUGAACAGAAAUCAGCGUCAUCUCAACACGGAAAACACAGUAACGAUACCAAUCCGUUGACACCACCAUUAUCAACGCCCGAGAAGAUUGAAGGUCUGAAUCCAAGGAACACUUCUACACCAUCUUACCAAACAGGAUCUGCCAUAUGCAAAAUCGAAGAAAUUUGCGAGGCCAUGACCGAUUGUAUUAUCGGAAGAAGGAAACAAUUUUCCAUCCAUUUAAAAUCUCGAAGUCUGGGCACAAAAAAUGUAAUUCCAGGGAGCAAAGAGGUUUUUGGUUCAAGGGUUGUGCAGUUUCCCAGUUCCUCGCCUCGAGAGGCGUGGAAAUUUGUUGCGUUGCUACGGAUUCUGGAGCUCUCUCAUGAGGCGCUUGUCACUGGAAAUAUCAUCAGCAAGAGGGACAUGUAUUAUCGAGACCCGGAGCUUUUUACGAAACAAGCAAUUGUCGAUCGUUUCUUAGAUGACAUCGCGUGUACUCUUGGACUGAAGCGCGACGCUCUGAAUGUGAUGGCCGCUGCCAAAGGAUUAGUUACAGGCUGGUUUAUUAUGAGGAGAAAGAAUCAGUCCAUAAUGGAUUAUUCAUCAGCAGCAGAUUCACAACUAGUACCAUGGGUAAACGAAAUAGAAGAGAUGGACCUCUCGCAGGUUAAAUGGAUACUGGUAAUUGAGAAAGAGGCGACCUUUCGCACAUUAGCAGAAAAGCGAUAUUGGGAAUAUUGCAAUGCGGGGAGAGGGAUAUUACUUACAGCAAAAGGUUAUCCUGAUAUACAAAGUCGACAGUUUCUCCACUAUUUGGCGAAGCAUUAUCCAAUAAUACCGAUAUAUGCUUUGGUGGACUUUGAUCCUGACGGUCUAGGCAUUAUGUCCACAUACAAACAUGGCUCUGUCGCACUCGCACAUGAAAACGAAAAUCUAUCCGUCCCCUCGAUGCGUUGGCUAGGACUUAAAAGUAAGGACAUGAUGCAAGGAGGAAAAGAGAACGAGGGCUUACUGAAGUUAUCGGAACGCGACAGACGACUCGCAGUGAAAAUGCUGCAAAGAGAUGUUUGUCAACCGGGCGGAGAUGAAGACGAAUGGAGAAGAGAGAUUCAAGUCAUGUUGAUGCUAAAUAAGAAGGCGGAAAUCCAAAUUAUUGGAAACGGCAAUGCAUUAGAGAAUUGGCUGAAUGAAAGUUUGGGAAAAGAAAAAAUAAAUUGA
Molecule: messenger RNA, 1314 nt
Organism: Botrytis deweyae
Lineage: Eukaryota; Fungi; Ascomycota; Leotiomycetes; Helotiales; Sclerotiniaceae
Exons: 7
Coding region: 1-1314 (437 amino acids)
Biological process (GO): meiotic DNA double-strand break formation; meiotic DNA double-strand break processing; reciprocal meiotic recombination
Cellular component (GO): nuclear chromosome
Molecular function (GO): DNA binding; DNA topoisomerase type II (double strand cut, ATP-hydrolyzing) activity; ATP binding
Source: RefSeq, a predicted model, not a curated record